AUGUCCCCCUUUUCCUUCCGUCGCCCUCGCGAUAUCCCUUCCCCCUCCCGUCGCCUGUCCGCUCUCCCUCCCGUCGCCUUCGCGCUCUCCCUCCCGUCGCCUGUCCGCUCUCUCUCCCGUCGCCUGUCCGCUCCCCCCGCCCUCGCCUUCGCGCUCUCCCUCCCGUUGCCUGUCCGCCCUCCCUCCCUUCGCCUUCGCGCUCUCUCUCCCGUCGCCUGUCCGCUCCUCCUCCCCUCGCCUUCGUGCUCUCUCUCCCGUCGCCUUCGCGCUCUCCCUCCCGUCGGCUUCGCGCCCUCCCUCCCGUCUCCUUCGCGCUCUCCCUCCCGUUGCCUGUCCGCCCUCCCUCCCUUCGCCUUCGCGCUCUCUCUCCCGUCGCCUGUCCGCUCCCCCUCCCCUCGCCUUCGUGCUCUCUCUCCCGUCGCCUUCGCGCUCUCCCUCCCGUCGGCUUUGCGCCCUCCCUCCCGUCUCCUUCGCGCUCUCCCUCCCUUCGCCUUCGCGCUCUCUCUCCCGUCGCCUGUCCGCUCCACCUCCCCUCGCCUUCGUGCUCUCCCUCCCGUCGCCUUCGCGCUCUCCCUCCCGUCAGCGCCCUCCCUCCCGUCUCCUUCGCGCUCUCCCUCCCGUUGCCUGUCCGCCCCCCCUCCCUUCGCCUUCGCGCUCUCUCUCCCGUCGCCAGUCCGCUCUCCCUCCCAUCGCCUUAGCGCUCUCCCUCCCGUCGCCUUUCUCCUCCCAUCGGCAUCGCGCUCACGUUCCUCCCUCCCGUCACCAUCGCGCUCACGUGCACCUGUCUUCGCAUCGCCUUCGCGCUCAUGGCCUCCCCUCCGAUCACGUUCCGUUGUGAAAUUUGUGAUGUGUUGUGCUCGAUGCGGAUUUGGAUGGGUGGGAGAAGUGGAAUUGACAUAG
This is a messenger RNA of Closterium sp. Naga37s-1, 900 nucleotides long. Lineage: Eukaryota; Viridiplantae; Streptophyta; Zygnematophyceae; Desmidiales; Closteriaceae. The record is from the annotation of a GenBank genome assembly.